Dufourea novaeangliae is the source of this 759-nucleotide messenger RNA. It is a transcript of the gene Hsc20, whose product is annotated as iron-sulfur cluster co-chaperone protein HscB, mitochondrial. Gene Ontology annotation, molecular function: protein-folding chaperone binding; ATPase activator activity. Gene Ontology annotation, cellular component: mitochondrion. The record is from RefSeq and is a predicted model, not a curated record. Gene Ontology annotation, biological process: protein complex oligomerization; [2Fe-2S] cluster assembly. Bases 1 to 759 code for a protein of 252 amino acids. The transcript has 3 exons. Lineage: Eukaryota; Metazoa; Arthropoda; Insecta; Hymenoptera; Halictidae.
AUGUACUCGAGUAGAAUUCUUUUAAUAUUUACAAAAAAAUAUAACAAUUCAUUUCGGAACUUAAUAAAGCAAUACCGAAAUUUGUACUCCUAUCAUGUAAAAAAAACUUAUUUUCCCUCUUCGUUAGUCUUCACGAACGCAUCACGCUACUCGAGUGAUAGCCCAUUAAAAUGUUGGAAUUGUAAUUUUAUAUACAAAUCCGCACUAUUUUGUUCAAAAUGUAAAACAUUGCAAGAACCGCCCGAAAGUUUAACUUACUUCGAUAUAAUGGGUAUUCCUAAAAGUUAUGACAUAAUAAUUGUUGAUAUCCAAACUAAAUACAAAGAACUUCAAAAGUUAUUUCACCCUGAUAAGUUUGGUAACAAAUCUGAAAAAGAAAAGCAACUGUCCCAAAACAUAUCAUCACUAGUAAAUAGAGCCUAUAAUACUUUGUUAAAUCCUUUACAAAGAGGACUGUACAUAUUAGAAUUAAAUAACAUAACAAUAUCUGAAGGAACAGACAAUAUGGAUCCAGAAUUUCUAAUGGAAAUAAUGGAGAAAAAUGAAGAAAUAGAAGUUGCAUUGAAUGAUCAUACAAAGAUACAAAAAUUAACAAAAGAAAAUAAAGAAAUAUUGAACAGUUUAACAAUGGAAAUUGCUGAGGCAUUUCGAAAACAAGAUAUUAAGAAGGCAGAAACUCAUCUUAUAAGAAUGAAAUACUACAAUAGUAUUAACAAUAGAUUGAAAAAACUGAAACACGAUUUAGGUAUAGUAGAAUGA